UUUAAUAUUAGAGAUUUUUAUUAAAUCUUUCUUGUAGGUCCCACGUGCUACAAGACAGAUCUUUGUUCACUUGUAAGCAUGUUUUAGCAGCUUGGCUGACUACUGUUACAAAAGAUAAAGUGUCUUAUCAAUAUAUAACAGAGAAAAGAUUUCAAAGUCUGUUGUCGUACCAAACAUCGUAUAAACAUGUACCAGGAAUUAGAAACAUAUAAUUUAGUUGCGAAGUUAGGGAAUCUUAGGACCAUAGUUCAGUUAUUGAAAGCUAUCAAUUUUAAGGAGAGUGCUACUUGUUUCGGGAGCGAGAGUGGAUUAAAAAUAACAGUAGAGGAUUCUAAAUGCAUACAAGGCAGUGCUUACAUUUCAGUCGAUGUAUUUGAAGUGUAUAAGUUAAAAGAAGAUGUAAUGUUCAGGAUCAAUUUAAACGUACUAGUUGAAUGCCUUUGUAUGUUUUGGUCUAGUAUCAAUUCUCAUGGCAGUUCUGUGGCUUUACAACUCUUUUAUAAAGAUAAAGGACAUCCUGUAUCAGUUCUUAUUGAGGAAGAUGGUGUUAUAACAGAUUGUUCAUUAAAAACUCAGGACCCUGACGAGUUAUUAGUCUUUCAAGUUGAUGAUGUCUUGAACCAGGUGGUAUUACAAACUGAAUUGUUGAAAGAUGUAUUGUCUGAGCUUGAUCUAUGUACUGAUACCAUUGAGCUGCUUCUGUCACCUUCCGCACCUUUCUUUCGUCUCACCACAGCUGGUAUAGGUGGAAUUUGUCAUAUCGAAUUGCCACACGAUAGUGAACUAAUUGAUAGCUUCCAAUGCACCUCAACAGCUACGACAACUUAUAAAGUUUCACAUAUUAAACCAGCUAUGAAGGCAUUAUCAUGCGCGAACAAAGUUUCCUUAAGAACUGAUGUAUGCGGAUUGUUGCAUUUUCAGUACAUGGUCAGAGUUGACGGAGGUCAUACAUGUUAUAUAGAAUAUUAUAUAUCUCCAGUAAUAGAUCCCGAUGAAUAAUUUUACAAAUAAUGAGUUUCUAGGAGUAUAAGUAAGAUAGCAUCGAAACUUAAGUUUCCUUACUUCGUAUGGUUGUAAUUAAAGCUUCUCGUUCAUUGUAUUAUUCUUUUUAUUAUAUUUAUAUAAAAAAAAAGUUUUCAUACAAA
Molecule: messenger RNA, 1145 nt
Organism: Ceratina calcarata
Lineage: Eukaryota; Metazoa; Arthropoda; Insecta; Hymenoptera; Apidae
Product: cell cycle checkpoint protein RAD1
Exons: 5
Coding region: 187-999 (270 amino acids)
Biological process (GO): DNA damage checkpoint signaling; DNA repair
Cellular component (GO): nucleus; checkpoint clamp complex
Source: RefSeq, a predicted model, not a curated record